Molecule: messenger RNA, 663 nt
Organism: Fonsecaea nubica
Lineage: Eukaryota; Fungi; Ascomycota; Eurotiomycetes; Chaetothyriales; Herpotrichiellaceae
Exons: 1
Coding region: 1-663 (220 amino acids)
Cellular component (GO): cytosol
Molecular function (GO): NAD(P)H dehydrogenase (quinone) activity
Source: RefSeq, a predicted model, not a curated record
AUGCACGUCCUGGUCGUGCUUUGUCAUCCGAACCAGGAGUCCUUUACUCGCGCUGUCGCGGAUCAAGUUAUCAAAGGGGCAGAGAGCGCAGGUCAUACAGUCAAGAUCAUUGAUUUGUACCGAGAAGGCUUCAAUCCGAUCUUCACUUCACGCGACUGGGAACAAUUUGAAGGUGUGCCAAUGCCCGAGGAUGUGCUUGAGCAUCAGCGUUUCGUGGAAGAAUCAGACGCCAUUUUCCUCAUUUUCCCUAUCUGGUGGUACCAAAUGCCUGCAAUGAUGAAGGGAUGGCUGGACAGGGUUUGGUCCGCAGGCUGGUGCUACAAAUGGGAGCGCAAUCCUGAAGGCAGUUUAUUGAGGCACCGGCCUUGUACAGUCCUUGCGCUCGCCGGCGCGACUUCCCAACAGCUCGAUAGAUGGGGCUAUGACAAGCAAAUUCAUCAUUUGUGGAGAUAUGGCAUCUUCGGCUACUGCGGUUUCGAGCCACUCCGAAUCACUAUCUUCGAUGAUUGCUCGUACUCGGAGAACGGGAAGCACACUCAACAUCUGAACGCGGCGUUUCGAGCAGGACGGGAUAUUGGUCAUGAUCCCGAGGCUCUUCCGGGAAUCAAACCGUUUCUAGACCAGGGCCUCACUAUUCGAGGAGACAAAUAUGUAGAGGAGUGA